UUUAUUUUGGGAGGAGUCAGAGAGGCUGUUUAUAUCCAUUUAACUUCAUACAAAUACUUACUAUCAGUUUUGUAAAAGGAAAGGAUCUCUGCAACACUCGCCGACCCUGUGUCUCAGAAUUCGACAUGCACUGCUAUGGGGACCUGGUCAGCUAUCUCAGCUGUGGGAUGAUCCUGACGGGACUCGGACACUUGGUCCAUCACAGGAAGACACAGCCUUCCUAUGGCCGCCACAUGGGACCCUCUCCUCUGGCUCGGAUGGUGCCAGCCAGAGUCGGCUGGUUCCUGCAGGAGAUGCCGGCUUUCCUGAUCCCCGUACUAUUAAUGCUCACCUCGCACAAAGGCUCCAGUAUGGGGAAGUACCUGCUGCUUGGGACCUUUUGCAUGCACUACUUCCAAAGGACGUUCGUCUAUUCACUGCUGACCAGAGGAAAGCCUGUCCCGCUGGCUGUGAUGGUGGCUGCAGGUUUCUUCUGCUGUCUGAAUGGCUUCCUGCAGGGACAUUACCUGCUGCACUGUGCCCAGUUUGAUGAUGAGUGGUCAGCUGACUAUCGCUAUAAAACUGGUUUGUUUCUGUUUUAUACCGGCAUGGCCAUCAAUAUACAUAGUGACUAUAUUCUACGUAACUUGAGGAAACCAGGGGAAGUAGUUUACAAGAUUCCCACAGGAGGUCUGUUUGAAUAUGUGUCUGGUGCCAACUACUUAGGAGAGAUAGUGGAGUGGUUCGGCUAUGCUGUAGCCACCUGGUCCCUUCCGGCGCUCUCGUUCGCUUUGUUUAGCCUGUGUUUCAUCGGACCAAGAGCUUAUUACCAUCACAGUUUCUACCGAGAAAAAUUCAAGGACUAUCCCAAGUUACGCAAGGCUUUGAUUCCAUUCAUCUUCUGAGAGGAGAAGCUCCCGGCUGUCAUCUUGUGAGGGCCAACAAUGAUUGAACCGACAGGAGAAGACAAGCAGAG
Messenger RNA from Acanthopagrus latus (yellowfin seabream), 955 nucleotides. RefSeq names its product steroid-5-alpha-reductase, alpha polypeptide 2b (gene srd5a2b). The record is from RefSeq and is a predicted model, not a curated record. NCBI's taxonomy places the organism in Eukaryota, Metazoa, Chordata, Actinopteri, Spariformes, Sparidae. Gene Ontology annotation, biological process: steroid biosynthetic process. The coding region runs from base 126 to 884 and encodes 252 amino acids. The transcript is spliced from 5 exons. Gene Ontology annotation, cellular component: membrane. Gene Ontology annotation, molecular function: 3-oxo-5-alpha-steroid 4-dehydrogenase activity.